Molecule: messenger RNA, 1652 nt
Organism: Cyprinodon tularosa
Lineage: Eukaryota; Metazoa; Chordata; Actinopteri; Cyprinodontiformes; Cyprinodontidae
Exons: 2
Coding region: 288-1652 (454 amino acids)
Source: RefSeq, a predicted model, not a curated record
UAAAAAACAGCUAAUCUAUUUUAAAAAAUGCAUUCCGUGUUCAGCAGUUGGGAUUAGAAUGUUGGAUAACACCUGGCAUGUGAUGUCACAAAGAGACUGCUGAUGACAUCACAGACUUUGGAAGGGAUCUGAGCAUAAACCCACCCAGUGUUCUUAUCUGUUCCCGACCUUCAUCGAGACAGAUCCCUUUGGAGAAGCACGUUCGAACCUUAGCGAAACCAGCCAGACAUCGUUCUCAGAUAUCACACGUCUUUUAGGUCGAUAUUCUGAUUGAUAGAAAGUUAGCCAUGGAGCAAAAACAGUUUGUUUGUGGAAAUGAAACCUCUCCAGCUAAACUUUCAUGGGAAGACAUGAUUGACCUCCCCAUCCAGGUCGACUAUGAGGCCAUUAUUUUCCCAACUGAAGAUGACAGCUCUGUCACCAGCGAGCUGCAUCUCAGCAAAGCAGAAGAUGGUCCAGAGAUCCGAGGGGAAGCGGUUUCUUCUGCUUCCAUUGAGGCUCCCCCCUUAGCGGAGGUUCAGCUGAAAUCAUCCAUCGCUGCUGACUCUACGUCUCUAAACUCAGACGAGGUCCAGCAAGCAUGUCAGCCAUCUCUGAGGUUAGAAGAACCAAAGACUCGCCCCAGUGCAGGUCUUUCUUCUGAGACGCCGUACUCACACCAUCAUGAUAAAAACAGGAGAAAGCCAUGGCACACCGGGACCAACAGAAAAACUGAUGUUGACCGCCCCAAGUUCUAUCAAAGCAACAGGAUGCCACGCCAUGCGUCAGCGGUUACCAUGAUCCCUCGCUCGAUGUGCAUCGAAGAGGCUAUCAAACAUAUCAACGAUCUCACUCAGCAGGUUACUGCUCUAAAACAAGAGCUGCACGAGAGAACAUGUGAUCUGCAUGAGGAGAGAGAACAAAGAAUCCAGUUUCAGGUUGACUGCAAAACUCAGAUGAAACAAAUCGCAGAACUGGAGAAAAGUUUAGAAAGUGAACGUCGCAUGAGACUCAAAAGUGAAGAGAAAGAGAAGAAGCAGGAAACAUUCACUGUAACCCAGCCUACACGUGCGUCAAAGUUACCACGCAUUCCCACAGUUACAGUGUGCGUCAGUGUCGUGCAUGAGCUCGCCUUCCUGAAGAGGCAGGCUGAGAAAAACGCCAGUAGAGAAGGGAGGCUGGCAGAGGCUUUUGUAGAAGAACGAGAGCUGAGGCUCAAAUAUGAGGAACAGCUGAAGAAUAAAACUGAAAAUGACUCCAGACUCAAGGAACAGGAGGAACUGAUCAAAUCUCUGAAGAGUCAAGUCUCACAAUUGACAGCAGAGUUGAAACUUCCUUUGAAAAAAGAACAUCAUGAAGCUUCCUCACAAACAGAGGAGUCCAUGAAAACUGAAGCUUCCAGUCAAAAAGAGGCCCCCAUGCAAAACAGGCCCCAAAGAAACAGAUGUGGUUCCACAGUUAGAGGCCCCCACCAUGAAAACAGGAGACAGAAUCCAAACGGAGGCUUCAACCCAAACCCAAGCGUCUACAUAAAUGCUGGCCAUCAUCUGCAUACAAGCCGCCAUCGAGACGCAGGGCUGUACAUGAACCAAGGCCCCCCCACACAUGGAAACCACCAUCCAACCAGAGGCCUGCAGGCAAACAGAAGAUUUCCUCCCUACAGAGGCUAUUAA